Molecule: messenger RNA, 1897 nt
Organism: Lineus longissimus
Lineage: Eukaryota; Metazoa; Nemertea; Pilidiophora; Heteronemertea; Lineidae
Product: beta-lactamase domain-containing protein 2-like
Exons: 7
Coding region: 68-1369 (433 amino acids)
Source: RefSeq, a predicted model, not a curated record
ACGAGGUUGGUCUAUCAGGGACUGGCUAUGAACAAUUACUUGGCAUAAUGACCCGUUAUUAAGCAAAAUGACUUUCAUAAAAUAUGCUGUUUUUGUCCUCAUUUUUGCGUGUGCAGUGAUGUUUAUUCGCAAGCAAACGGCGCCAAAACUUGAAUUUCAUGUUGGAGGAUCUGUUGAGCCAGGCUUUGAAGCUGUCGACGAUGCUUUUAGGGAACUGAUCAAAAAUGGCAUGUACGGUGGUGCCUUCACAGCUUAUUACCGGGGGAAGCCUGUGGUUGAUUUAUGGGGCGGUUAUGCAGACGUGGAUAGCAAACAACGCUGGGAGAAGGACACCAUCUCCAUGGCUUUCUCAACGACGAAGGGGCUGGCUGCUCUCUGCAUUGGAGUCUUGGUCACAAGAGGUCAUGUGAAGUAUGACGAUCCCGUGGCAUCCUUCUGGCCAGAGUUUGCUGCCAAUGGGAAGGAGAGUAUCACUUUGAGGACUCUUAUGAAUCAUGAGGCUGGGCUGAUUGGUCUUGAUGAGCCGCUGAGUCUAGAGGAUUUGUUGACAGAUUCACCGAAAGUUAGUCAAUACUUGGCCAAGCAGAAACCUUUCUGGGAGCCUGGCUCUGGACAUGGGUACCACGCCAUAUCUAUCGGACCCUAUGUAGACCAAGUAGUCAGAAGGGUGGACCCAAAAAAGCGAAAUGUGACACAGUUUUUUGAGGAUGAAAUUGCAAAGCCGCUUGGAGUCGAUUUCUCAUUACACCUGAAGCCGUCUGAGCGUUACCGAGAUUCACGGCUCGUUGAGCAGCCUGGUUUUUAUGGUUUGCUUGAUACGAUAUGGUGUGCCUUCGAGACGUGGGACUUCCAGAUGGUGCAAUGUUUUUAUGAAAUGGUCAGCAAUCCUGCUAGUUUGAUAGCGAAGGCAAUAGGAAUGAUUGACAUGCCCGAGUCAUACAACCACAUUGAUAAAAAGAUAGUUGAGAUUAGCUCUGUUACUGGGCACGGAACUGCAAGAGCACUUGCCAAAAUCUAUGGCAUGAUAACGAUGGAUGGCGGGAUGGUCAACGGCAAACCAUUGAUAAGUGACAGCGUCCUUUUAGAAUUUAUGCAGGUGCCAGAUGAGAUUACCAAGGACAAAGUUGUGUUGUUACCGAUAUCUUAUUCAGGAGGCAUGUCACACCUUCCAACUCCAGCAGGCGACUGGAUGUUUGGUACGCCGGGAUUCGGAGGGCAAAUGGGACAUGGUGACCCGAAGAAACAAAUUGGGCUGGGGUUUCUGACAAAUCAUCUAAGGACGUAUAUUGUUGUAUCAGAUCCAAGAACACAAAGCUUAUUUAAAGCUGUUUAUUCUUCCGUUAAAAAGAUGGAAGAAACCAAAAAAUGAUCUCCUGUCCAGCCCAUGAUUUGAGUUCUAAGUGUGGAUGUGUACUUUAUUACUUCCGUUUAUCAUGAUUGUUGUGACUUGCAUGGUGUUUUAUAGAUUUAUUCAAUUAUUAGAAUCUUAUCACUAUUUGAUUAAUCCUGUGGAUCAUACCUUUAGAUCUAAGAAUGAUAUGUCCAUGUAUUAUGUUAUCCAUGCGUAUGAAUAGCCCAGGCAGGGAUGACAUCUUCUAUUGUAUAGACAUGUUCUCGGGUAUAUUGACAGGUGUUUUAUCAAUGCAAGGAGCCAUCUCUGCAGAGAUAAGUUGUUGGGUUGGAGAGAAUGGUUCUGAAUUUGGAAGUGGUGGUCGACAAAAGUUGACGUCAGACUAAGAUUGCAAAUACCUAGCUCCGUAGGGGUUAGAGGACCCGAAGCAGAUCUUCCAGCCAUUGUUUUGUUAAGAGUCAUUUUAGCCCGGUUGAUCGCCCUUUAGGGCAAGCACAAUCAUUACACAUCAUGUAUAUUGUCUUGUAGAAAUAAAAUAGCUCUAUU